Messenger RNA from Opisthorchis viverrini, 4653 nucleotides. RefSeq lists its product as hypothetical. Bases 1 to 4653 code for a protein of 1550 amino acids. Gene Ontology annotation, molecular function: protein binding. The transcript is spliced from 21 exons. The record is from RefSeq and is a predicted model, not a curated record. Lineage: Eukaryota; Metazoa; Platyhelminthes; Trematoda; Opisthorchiida; Opisthorchiidae.
AUGCAGUACCAUCCGGUUCAACCUGCAAAAGACGAAAAUCUACCGAAAGGGGGUGCACCGGUGGACACUUUAAGAGAACCGGAUGAGUCCAACAACAGUGACCGCAACCUGGCUACGUGUCUGUCCGCUCAAGGGACUUCUAUAUACUUUCAUAAUAAUAUGUGCCCUACAAUCAUUUUGCAGGUAUCCUCUUCAAAGCCAACCAAUCUGUUAAUAACGGAGAUGGCGUCAACAUUUGACAAAUUUUUGAGUAAAUUUCAGGAAUUGGGCCGACGGGACUUGGAAGACGAUGUGUUUCCCACAACCGAUGGUGAUGCGACAGGUCUUCCCUCUUCCUACGAAAAACAGCUUAAAGCAGCGCUGGACAGAGUCGGGUUAAAUAUGGACGACUAUGAAAAUGCAAUGCAAAAUUUAAGCGAGGAGAUUUUGAUGUCGGAAAGCGUUUUUGAAGAAAAUUCCGACCAUCUCAAUGAGAAUAAAACGGAACCUCCACACGUGAAAAAGAAUAUGGAAUUGGAUGAAGGUGAUCAAUCAUUUAACUCCAGCGCCGAAGUCCCCCCUUUUCCGGUAGACCCAGUGGGACCGACCUCAGAAUCAGACAUGUGUAAUCUCCUUCUGUACGACUGUAACGCCUCAGACUCCUCAAUUUCAACAAAAGAGAACCAGAGCAUGAACUUAAGGAAUUCUUCGCGAAAAUCCUUUGGUGACAAGCGAAUUGAAGAAGCUGAAAAGAAGAAGUGGGCAUAUUACGCCGACAUAUUGGAGAAGAAGACGAGGUGGGAAGAACAUUACUGCGAGAUGACAAAAGAAACCUCCGGUACCGGAUACUGGUGGAAUGUGUGUACAGAAAAAACAGGCCCUAUGGACGGAAGACAGACAAGUGAAGCAGAGGAAGAAGUCAUUUCAUCGUCGAUGACUCGUGAACUGGAACAGCAGCUUGAAACAGAAACAAAACGUUUAGAGGAACGGAUUAGAGAGUUGGAUACAGCUCGUGCGAGGGAAGUGGAAAGACUGAAACGUAUUCAACAAAUAAAAACAGAUGUUCGUCUUUCGGGCCACUGUAGAUCUGCUGGCAUACUCCGGGGAGAUAAAGCGUCGUUACUGCAGUCCAUAUCACAACUUAGAGAUACAAGUUUGCAAAGACCAAAUACCACAGAUGGUGUUCGAACGUCGCCAUUAAGAAGCACUCUUGAAGACCACAUCGAAAGCAAAUCAUUUCUUUGCAUUCCGACCGGAGUGGAUGAUGCAGAACCAGAUUCUCCAACGUGCUGCACAAAUUCUUUCCGUUGGUUGCGGUCGUCUUUGAAUUCGGAGGCGGAUGUAGAGCAGGUGGGAACUAUGCCAGAUCUCCAGAGUGGCGGUCUUCACUGGUUUGGAAAUCACGAUAUAAAGUAUCAGAAUAUGGACUCGAACCGUUCACUCUCUUCGCAGGCCACUGAAUCAGGCAGCCCCAAAGCCGUAUCGUUACAACGAGAACACGAAUCAACAGGUCCUAGUCGGUCCCUUGACGGUUCGUCUGAACAAACUACGUCAGUGUCAAGCACUUUUAUCACUGAAUCAUUUUCAACACUGUCAGGUGAGGAGAGUUUUCGACCCCAGAAUCCUUCAACUGUUGUCGGACAGUUAGCUGUUCCAGGAAGCCUCACGCCAAAGAGAGUAGCACCUCAUUCUCCUCAUUUGCCCAUGUUAUUCACCAAGAAAGUGGACAUGCCGAUUGAAGAGAUACAUCUAUUUUCGCAUUCCGCUGUUCCGAAUCCUCCAAGUACUGUUGUAAUUUGCGGUGAUGGAAUCGGUGCGACUGACCUGCUACAAAGUGUCGACGACCAACAAGGUUUGAAGAAUACUCAACGCCUUAAAUCACAGGCCGCAUGUGUGGAAAAACAACAAGACUAUUCAGAAGUCGAAAUGAUACCAAACGACAUUCGUCCCAAAACCGCUCCACGAUUGUCCAAGGAGCAAGAAACCAUUUCGUGUGAAGCUUUCGGAUCAUCAUGGGAAAAAGCGAUGCUGUUCUCAUCGAAGUGGCCCAUUGUUGUUAGUAAAUGCACCUCGAUAUUGUCCGGUCUUCAGUGCUCGAACGGCAGUGUCCGUCUGCGAACCCAUGACGAGGAAUCACAUGUCCCUCUCUUCCUGGUCAAGCCGAUCACUCUACCUCGACCGUUACGACAUGUACUUGUCUUAUCACCUGAUCAGGUUGAUAUCAAAAUGCUCGCUCCCUGUGAUAAUCCGGACUACACAAGGAUACGUCUCGAUCUGGAUCCUUGGAUUCAAGGUUUUGAAGAACUCUCACUCAGAAUACCAAUGCCCGACGACAUUGUUUUUCAGAAAGAUAUGUCUCUACGUGCACCUGCUUUUGUUCGGUCGCACUUUGGGUCACACGAACGAUUCAAUCGGUUAUACAUAUCAAAUUCCUCAAAAGGCUUCUAUGAAUCAUCUGGUCAUCAAAAUAACGCUAGAGAAAUAAUGAAAAUCAAGGAGGAUGACAUAUUGGAGACAUCUCAGCAUAAUAAUCUGGCUGUAGACUUCCCACUCUGGAAACGGGGUGUCAGAACUCUGAACAAACUCAACGCUACUGGCACAACAAACUCCUUGGCUGCUUUAGCCAGUGGAGAGGAAGGGAAUCACAGAGCCUUACAUUCCCCUCAUAAAAACCCGGGGAAUGCGACCGAGACGGCACCGUACUGGUGCACAGCGCUAAGGUGCGUGAGCCUUGAUGAGUCAGAAGAAGCUGUGGAUGGUAACGUCCUGGACUUUACAGAACCCGGUGACUGUUCGAGUCAGGAAUGCUCAGACGGGAACAAUAGUCAUUUCGAUGCUCAUGACCAUUUUGGACUAUUGUCAACAGUCAACCGUCGAUACCGCGUUGUUCAAACUGGACAACACUUGCUUCUUCACCAAGUACAGAAUCAGAACUCAGUUGCACCGUCUAAAAAUAAACAAAGGCCCACCUCAAAAACUGCCUACUGUUAUCAUCCGACUUCCAGUGAUUCACCAAGGGAGAGAAAAGCUUUGGAUCAACAGAUGGGAGAAUCGAAAAUUGCAUCCUGUUGUGAUCACUGCACCCCAGCAGACCAUAUGCUUGUUGCUCUGAGACAGCGAUGGCUAAAUCUAUUGGAGCAUCGAAAGCGUUUGUUUGGAGGUUCACUUGCCCGAAAUAUGGAACCCCAAACUAUGAUAAGCCCAAAGAAUAAAUCAAGACCACAGGGAACAAUACAUCCUACCAGUAAGAAACUUUUGAAACAAGAGGUAUCCAAAGCUCCUGAAGCCGAAGAAAUUCCAGAAGGUUUUUCCCAGCAGAUCCUUUGCGUGGAGUUUUUUCACAUUUCCGCUGGAUGUGACCUCGUCUCUUUCCUCUGGAAAUGUCUUCAAUUGAAGGUGUUACGCUUGCAUAGUUGCAACCUGACUACUUCAUGUCUGGAGGGCAUCGGUUUACUGAAAAAUUUGGAAGUUCUGGAUUUGAGUAAGAACUGCAUAGACGGCCUGGAAGUUGACCCGCUUGCACUGCCAAAGCUAACAGCACUAGACCUGUCCUGCAACCGUAUAUCCACUCUAACAAGACUGGGAGGACCAUACACUGCUUUAAAAGAGCUGAAUAUGUCCACAAACCUGAUUACUCGUCUAGGUAGGUUGAACAGAGAUCAGCUGCAUUUCACAGCACCACAAUUGUUUCUGCUGGAUAUUUCAAACAACCUCGUUACACAACUUGGUUCAAACAAUCGUGUUGGAGACUUUGUCCUUCCUCUUGGAAGCAUCAUUUUAUCAGGCAAUCAACUUAUGGGACUUGAAGACUUCACGUGCGUGGAUUAUGUGGCGACGCAAAUCGACUUCAGUUCAAACCUCUUGCAAGAGCUUCCUCCCGUUGGAUUUCACGGACCGAUCUUGAAGAAAUUGACACUCGACCAAAACGGCCUGCAAUCGCUUGACUCUCUUGCAGAAAGUUGGCUUCCCAAUCUUGUUGAACUGAGCGCAAAUCGAAACAGCAUUACAACACUUCCUCGUAUCCAUUGUCCGAGGCUGCAAAACUUCCUACUGCAAGAUAAUCGAAUUUCCGACAUCAGCAAUUUGGCAGAAAUGUUCAAUCUUAUGCCAGCAUUGUGCAACCUCGAUCUGAAAAAUAAUCCAUGUACCGUUAUCGCAUCACAUCGAAAGCCUUCACAUUUGGAUGCCCUGAUUUCGAGGUCUAAUAACGAAGGACUACAGUCAGCUGUGGAAAACACCGGGCCUUAUUUGCUAUACGACCACUUACACAUGAACCGCUCGCCACACCAAUAUUCUGAAGAGUCCCAACCUACUGUUCGGAUACAUGUAUCCGACCAUUCAGAUAAAUUUGCCAGUUUAUCUGAAUAUUUUGCAAACCUUGUUUGUAAAACAACUGGUGUCCGAUUACAAAUCGAGCAUUUUGCUCCAACGGCCAACGUGAUUGAAAAUCACCAAAUUCUACUAGUUGACUGUGUCAACAACGUCCUUAAUGACUACAAAAAUCUGAUCCCAGAAGUUUAUUUUUACCACGUCGAACAAACUGGACAGUCAUUGGAUGAAGCACGAGAACAACUAGGUUAUCCCAAUGAGUUUGGUUCAGCAAAUCCUGAUGGCAGUACGAGCUCCGUACUAAUUGAUGAAUCUGAUAGGAAAGCCACAGGGCCCAGAAAGUAA